This is a messenger RNA of Fomitopsis serialis, 712 nucleotides long. RefSeq lists its product as uncharacterized. NCBI's taxonomy places the organism in Eukaryota, Fungi, Basidiomycota, Agaricomycetes, Polyporales, Fomitopsidaceae. The transcript has a single exon. Bases 120 to 518 code for a protein of 132 amino acids. The record is from RefSeq and is a predicted model, not a curated record.
AUGAGCAGGGACGAGUAAGUGAGCCAAGGUCAUGACACCAUACAUCGGGACGCGCACGAACACGCGAAGGUGAGUACUCAAUAUGCAGCAGCACUCUUCGGACUUCCUCAGGUAAGGUGAUGAUCGUUUGCAUUAAACCUUACGUACAGAUAGCGUCCCAUCCGUGGACGCGGGGUGAUAUCGGCAACCCACACCAAGCAUGGCGUGGAGCGAUCGAAGGACAGGCGCGAACUAUGAAGCUGAAGCCUGCGGUCCUCUGGUCCUGUGGCCGCCGGGUCAAGAUGCGGCCAGGUCGGAGGAAGGAUCGCAAGGAUGCUUCGGGGAGCCCUACGCCCAGUGCACGGCUAAGCAGCAGUGCACAUCGUGUGCACGGAGUACGCAGCACACGAGAUCCCCCAGGACGGAGGACCGGAUCCCAAGCGCACAGGGCCUUCGCGCGCGCCAUGCCUGAAUCACAGGUAGUAAUUCCGAUUUCAAUUGGACCUCCGUACUUGUACCUCGUACGCCGUACGUCCUAGUGAGCAUGCCGUAUAUUCGUAUUCGGUAUAUGUAUACGCGUCGGGGACGGGUCCGCAGUAGUGAUAUAUGGAUAAGGAUGCGAUGGAUGCCGACCGGGCCCUCCGCGGGAUAUCGAGUAUCCGUAGUAGCAGUAGCAGUAACUUAGCAGUAGUGAGGAGGUCGGAGAGACACAAACACGGUUGGGCAGGAGGAG